UUGUAAGGGUCCCGUCUACAACUGAACGGUUUCCAGGAGUGAAGAAAACAGAUUUAAUAGACACACCUUAAUAAGAGGAGAGGUUAACGUUUAACGAACUGAUGCUUCUUCCUUCUUUUGACGUCCACACCAAGUCACUUGCUAUAGAGAAGUGCGCUCGGGAUUGAAUUCGAGGUCUGGACCCGACAGAAAUACCAGAGGGAUUAUCUCGUGUGCGGAGCAUCAUGGCCGAGCCGGACUACAUGGACGGGGACAGUGAUGAGCUGAUCAAACCCACGAAACUCAUCAACCCGGUGAAGACUUCCAGAAACCACCAGGACUUGCACAGAGAGCUUCUCAUGAACCAGAAAAGGGGUCUUGCGGCACAGAAUAAACCUGAACUUCAGAAGGUGAUGGAGAGGAGGAAGAGAGAACAGGUGAUGAAGUCUCAGAAAGAAGAGCAGGAGGCUCACAAGAAGAGAUCAGACCUUGAGAUUGAGCUCAUGAAGAGACGAGAGACACUUGAACAGCUGGAACUGGAACAACAGAAGAUGGAAGAGGAGCAGGAAAACACUCCAGAGUUCGUCAAAAUGAAAAGCAAUCUAAGAAGAACCAAACAGGAGGUGGAUAGCCAGGAACGUGCCACUUAGAAACGGUUCCCGUGGCAUGCGUGUUGACGUGACAACUAGACUGUGGUUUGUGGGGAUUUCCUGGUGUUCCUCCCCCAUGUGUCCCUGUGAAACAAGUGACUAGAAGGGUUCCUAUUGCCUGCUUGCAAGACACAACCAGUAUUCACUCGCCUCUUUUCCUGAACAACCAUCACAAAUAAAGAGGAUUAAAGAAUAAAUAACACGCAUACAUGAACUCUUGGCACAUGGUUGCGGCCUCUUUGCCACUGGUUGACUGGCUUCAAAGAACAUGCAUGGCGGAACAAACACAGUCAAAACCAUUUGUUUGUUUUUUUGGAGGGGCACAUAUUUUUUACUAUUAUUUUUAUUUUCAAAAGCCGAAACGGGACACUGGAUGGACUCUUUCAAGCCAAAAGAAUACGCUUUUAUUUAUGUUCAGCGUAAGGGCUCUUCAUUUCCAAGAAUCACAUUCUCCUCUUGGUUGGUGACUGAAACGUAAACUAAAUAGGAAAUUUCAUUGCAAGUUUUGCUCAUGUGACGCACCAUGUUUGCUUUUAUAAAUUGUAAUAUAUGUGCGAUCCCUCUGCUCAUAAGCAAUACUAGUUCUAGGUUCGUGAGUUUUCUUUACAAAUAUUUUGUUAUACCUUUUUUAAAAUGAAUAUGUUACUAAUAAGUUAAUUCAUUUUAGUUCAAUGUGAUGUUACAUCUGAUUUUUCUUCUCUUGAAUGGUAGCCGUUUGCAAUCAGAAAAGCUAGAAGAGAACAUUUAAGAUGUUUAUAAAUGAAAAGAGACACAUGGUUUUGUGUAUUGAGCCAAUAAAUAACCACUCCUUGUGUUCCCUUAAAACGUUCUUUUAAUAAAUAUUAUUUUAUCAUGUUGAAUUCUUUUUUCCAAUGUCUAUAUGACCAGUUAGUGCAAGUAAUACUACAGAUUGGAUAUAAUUUAUACAAAUGAACGUCUUCUAAAGGAACUUUACUCCGUAUUAAAAGUGAAUGAGAGAAUGUAAACUUUGAAUGAAGAAAACAAGGUAGGAGUUGUUGAGUCAUCUGGCAUCUGUGCAUCCCACAAAAUAAAAUUGUCCUUCUAAAAGGAAUAAACAUUGAGAAUACAUGACUUUAAAGUGAAGGUGAUGUUUUGCUCUAUUAGUAUUUGACAGUGCAGAAAACAGUGCUUAAGUGAUGUGAGAAUGAGGCGGUCAUUCACAAUAUAAAUAAACCGCUUUAAAUAAGCAGUAGAAAUGAAAGCAAAACUAAA
Triplophysa rosa is the source of this 1862-nucleotide messenger RNA. RefSeq names its product family with sequence similarity 107 member B (gene fam107b). The transcript has 4 exons. Lineage: Eukaryota; Metazoa; Chordata; Actinopteri; Cypriniformes; Nemacheilidae. The record is from RefSeq and is a predicted model, not a curated record. Bases 225 to 629 code for a protein of 134 amino acids.